Molecule: messenger RNA, 2097 nt
Organism: Recurvomyces mirabilis
Lineage: Eukaryota; Fungi; Ascomycota; Dothideomycetes; Mycosphaerellales; Teratosphaeriaceae
Gene: CLF1
Product: NineTeen Complex (NTC) component
Exons: 1
Coding region: 1-2097 (698 amino acids)
Biological process (GO): spliceosomal complex assembly; mRNA splicing, via spliceosome
Cellular component (GO): U2-type catalytic step 2 spliceosome; precatalytic spliceosome; post-mRNA release spliceosomal complex
Molecular function (GO): protein binding
Source: RefSeq, a predicted model, not a curated record
AUGGAGUCCUCCCGCGGCCCUCCCCGCGUCAAAAACAAACAAGCCGCCCCCCAACAGAUCUCCGCCGAACAACUCCUCCGCGAAGCCGUCGACCGCCAAGAACCCACCCUCACAGCGCCCACCCAACGCUUCGCCGACCUCGAAGAACUGCAAGAAUACCAAGGCCGUAAGCGCACGGAAUUCGAGAAUUACGUCCGACGGAAUCGUCUGAAUUUCGGCAACUGGCUGCGCUAUGCAGGUUGGGAACUGGAGCAGAAGCAGUUCGCGCGGGCCCGGAGUGUGUUUGAGCGGGCGUUGGAUUGUGAGCAGACGAAUGUGCAGGUUUGGAUGCGGUAUAUUGAGGCGGAGAUGAAGGAGAGGAAUAUCAAUCAUGCACGGAACUUGCUCGAUCGGGCUGUUACUAUCCUCCCGCGCGUGGAUAAGAUUUGGUAUAAAUAUGUGUAUAUGGAGGAGAUGUUGGGGAAUGUGGGCGGGACGAGGGCGGUGUUUGAACGGUGGAUGAGUUGGGAGCCGGAGGAGGCGGCGUGGGGCGCGUAUGUGAAGAUGGAGAAGCGGUAUGGGGAGUUUGAGCGGGCGAGGGGGGUGCUGGAGCGAUUCACCAUUGUGCAUCCGGAGGCGCGGAAUUGGAUCAAAUGGGCGAGAUUCGAAGAGGAGAACGGGACGGCGGAUUUGGUGCGGGAGGUUUUCGCGAUGGCGGUUGACACGUUGGGGGAUGAGUUUAUGGAUGAGAGAUUGUUUAUCGCGUACGCGCGCUUCGAGGCGAAACUGAAGGAGUAUGAGCGGGCGAGGGCGAUAUACAAAUACGCACUCGACCGCAUGCCGAGGAGUAAAUCCGCGAUUUUACACAAGCAAUACACGACGUUUGAGAAACAACACGGGGAUCGGGAGGGCGUGGAAGACGUCGUCCUCGCCAAACGCCGCGUCUUAUACGAAGACCAAGUCACCACCAACCCCUCCAACUACGACGCCUGGUUCGACUACGCCCGGCUGGAAGAGUCCUCCCCAACCAGCGACCCGGCCCGCGUCCGCGACAUCUACGAGCGCGCAAUAGCUCAAGUCCCGCCUUCGACCGAAAAGAGGCAUUGGCGGCGGUACAUCUACCUCUGGAUUUUCUACGCCCUGUACGAGGAAAUCGUCACGAAAGAUAUCUCUCGCACGGGACAAAUCUACACGGAAGCACUGAAACUCGUCCCACAGAAACAUUUUACCUUUGCCAAACUCUGGAUUUUGAAAUCGAGGUUUCAUCUCCGACAGGGUGAUCUCCUCUCCGCGCGAAAAACAAUGGGGAUAGCCAUCGGCACCACCCCGCGACCCAAACCGAAGUUAUUCCGCGCGUACAUCGAGAUGGAGAUGAAAUUGUAUGAAUUCGUGCGGUGUCGGAUGUUGUACGAGAAGUGGAUCGAAGCCGACAGUUCGAACGUGACGGCGUGGAUCAAGUUUGCGGAACUCGAGCGCGGUCUCGAUGAUGUGGAGCGGGCGCGGGCGAUUUUCGAGUUGGCGACGAGGCAAGAGGUGCUGGAUAUGCCGGAGUUGUUGUGGCGGGGCUACAUUGAUUUCGAGGAGGAUUUGGCUGUUAGUGGGGAAGGGGGUGGGGGGAUGGAAGGGUGGGGGAGGGUUAGGGGGUUGUAUGAACGGUUGUUGGGGAAGACGGGGCAUGUGAAGGUGUGGAUUAGUUAUGCGCAGUUUGAGUUGGGGGUGCCUGGGGAGGAUCAAGGGGUUGAGGAGGAGGGCGGCGAGGAGGGUGCAGUGGCGAAGGAGUCGGUGAUCCGUGCCCGUGCCGUCUUCACCCGAGCGCACAAAUUGUACAAAGAGAAAUCCCUGACCGAGGAACGCGUCGCUCUCCUCCAAGCCUGGAAGGGUUUCGAGGACGUUCAUGGUUCGGAGGCUGAGAGGGAGAGCUUGGCGAAACAGAUGCCACGCAGGGUGAAGAAGAGGAGGAGGUUGGAGGAUGGGAGUUUUGAGGAGUUUAUGGAUUAUGUUUUCCCGGCUGAUGAGGUGGGGGGUGGGAAGAUGAGUAAACUUAUGGCGGAGGCGCAGAGGUGGAAGAGGGAGAGGGAGGAGAGGGAGGCUGCUGAAGCUGCUGAGGUGGUGGAGUAG